UUCACUAAUGACUGACGUGAACACCCCGGAAGAAUGACUAACAUGAACAAUGAUUUUACGGUGUCUGAUAAAUCUGCGCCGAUUCAGACCCGUACAGUCAUUUCACUCCGUUCUGUCCUUCUCUAUUUGCAAGCCUAAAGCUAUCGGAACUGAAGUCCCACGGAGACUAUUUGAAAACAUGAAUGUAUUUCAUCGACAUGGACACUAUAAAAACAUGUUUGUAUUGGUGUUGAUGCUGUACGUGCCUCAUUGCUGUCACGCGUUCAACUUGGAUGUGAGGUUUCCAGUCGUCAAAGAGGGCAAAACUCCGGGCAGUUUAUUUGGACUUUCCGUUGCACUUCAUGAACAGGUCGUGGGAGAGACACGAUUCUUACUUCUUGUAGGAGCGCCGAAGGAGAAGGCAGAGUCUGGACUGCCAGCCACUGAGACUGGAGACGUGUAUGCCUGUCCAAUCACUGCAGACCCAAAAGAUUGCAAAAGACUGAACCUUCUCAAAUCACAUUCUGACGACAUCCCAAACCCUAAAAUAGAAGUGAUAGAAGGGAUGUGGCUCGGCGUUUCUGUAGCCAGUCAGAGUCAACCAGGCGGUCGUAUUUUGGCCUGUGGCCAUCGUUAUGUCCGGAACAUGACGGCCAACCUUCGCAUGAUUGGGAAGUGCUAUAUUCGUGGAAAUAAUUUAAUGUACAACAAAGAUGACAAUGAUUGGCAGUCAUACAAUGAGAUGUGUAAUCCCCUUGGAUCUAAGGAUGAUGAAGGCCUGUGUCUUGCGGGAAUGUCUUCUGCCAUCACUCAGACGGAUGUCAUCUUGGGCACACCUGGUUGCUACAACUGGCAAGGGAAUGCAUUUCUGAACUGGCAUGACCCUAAUGAUCCUGGGUAUGUGCAUAAGAUCAAGUUUCCAGACAUGAAUAGAGGAAAUAUUUACAUUGGUUACUCUGUAGCUAUGGGUCAAGGCAUACUAAGCAAAGAGAAAGACACAGUGGUAACAGGAGCCCCAAGGGAUGGAGCUAAAGGAUCAGUGAUGAUGGCUGAAUAUUUAAAAAACAAUAACAUGGAAGAAAAACUCAUAUUAAAAGCCACUGUCAUGGGGAAGCAAGUUGGAUCCUAUUUUGGCAACAGCAUUGCUCUUGUGGACCUUAAUAAUGAUGGCUGGAAGGAUCUUAUUGUUGGAGCCCCUUUCUAUUUUGAUCGGAAGGCAGAAAAAGGCGGGGCAGCGUAUAUUUAUAUUAACCAAAAUGGAUAUUUUCAUGACAACGAUGCUUUGAUCCUUACUGGGCCAAAGGACUCAGCUUUUGGCAUGGCAGUUGUUGCUGUUGGUGACAUUGACCAAGAUGGCUUCCAAGAUUUUGCUAUUGGUGCUCCAUAUCAUGAAUCAGGCAGUGUGUCUAUAUGGAUGGGCAACAAAGAUGGGAUUUUCCACCAUGCCAGUCAGCUCAUUAAUGGAAAAGAUUUCCCAGGAGCCGGAUUCCAGACAUUUGGCUACUCCAUCAGUGGUGGCAUGGAUGUGGACAGGAACAGUUACCCGGAUAUAGUAGUUGGAUCAUUAGAUGAUCGUGUGUUAUUGCUUAGGGCACGUCCUGUGGUUCACCUUAAGAAAACUUUUACCGUGACACCAGAAGUUAUCGACCCUAAUGACUGUGAUUCCUGUAUUGAGGCAAAGGUAUGUUUCUCUUACAUACCGGGCACUGGAACUACCAGCUCCACUGGGAGAAUUACUUUGCAAUAUACAGUGGAAGCUGAUCGAUUUCAUCGGAGCCCUCGUGUUAGUUUCCUUGACAACAAAGAAGGCAAAUUCACUGAUAAAAUGUCCAUAAAUCCAUCUGGUGAAUGUCGUGUUCUGAAACUCGAGCUGGUGUCCAAGGCAAUCCAAGACAAGGUGGCUCCAAUUGUUUUCUCGCUGAACGUGUCAUUGGAAGAGCCUCCUCCCUCAGCCAAGCAGUCGGUGGAGGAUCUCAAUGCUUUUCCUAUCAUCAGCCAAGGAGACGCUCUGACUGUCAGAAAAGAGAUUCACAUUCAGAAAGCCUGCGGACCAGAUAACAAAUGUGAGAGCAACCUUCAAAUGACGGCUUUAUUCACAGAUGAGCAGAACAGACCACUCCCAUCGCAGGAUGGUGUCCAGAUUUUCCACUAUACAACUGAUCUGAAGAAGAUAAGAUUGAUGAUAAAUGUGUCCAACAUUCCAUCAAAGGACAGGAUAGCGGAAGAUGCUUACAGUGCUUUUCUAAAUGUCACCAUUCCCACCUCACUCAGCUUCUCUAGCUUGUACCCCAAGAACUUGAGUCCUGAAUUUCCAGAUGGGCCUUUUUUUCUUCAGUGUACGCUGGGGGACCCUUUUAAAAGCAAUCAGAAGAUGGAGAUUGAAAUCACCUUUGAAACGUCAGGAAUCACAAUAGAUAUGCAAAAAAUUCAGACUGAACUGAAACUCCUAACGCAGAGUGAUCAGAAUGAUAUACAGCCCCUGACGAGAGUGCUGGUGGUGGACUACAUUCUAAAGCCCCACUUUCUUGUACUUCCCUCCCAGUUUAAGACCGAAUGCAGUGGCAAAAUAAUGGGGGAAUCAGCCAUGAAAUCCAUUAGUGACAUUGGAAGCCCAGUGGAAUUCAACAUCACGGUGACUGUUCCUGGCAAACCUCUGGGAAAUCUGGGGUUUCUAGAAGUGGUCUUUCAGUGGCCUUAUGCAGUGUCUAAUGGGAAGUGGCUACUUUAUUUGUCAGAGAUCCAGAUGACAGGAAACUCCAAGUCAUUCUGUGUCCCUGAAAAGAACAUUAUAAACCCACUCAAUCUAACAGUGUCGGAGCAUAAGUCAGGGAGGAGGAGGAAGAGGAGAGAUGAGUCCUCCGUUGAGUCUAAACACCCCAAGCCACAGGUCUCCCUGAACUCACGAGAUGUCAGGAAAACUGUGACAGUGGACUGUACCACAGGCACUGCCCUCUGUCAAACCUUUACCUGCCCCUUGCUGGACAUGGGCACCUCAGCCACCCUCAUUGUUAGAGCGCGCUUAUGGAACAGCACAAUUCUUGAGGACUACACUGGUGCAGAAAUAAUAGUGUAUGGUAAUGCCACAUUGAGUUUAAAAACAGACAAACCUAACCUUAAGAUGAUCAAUGACACCCACAAGUUCUCAGUAUUAAUAGAGUCUGCAGGGGCAGAAAAGGGUCCAUAUGAAGCACCACUCUGGAUAAUCAGUGUGUCCGUCCUGGCAGGAGUCAUUCUGUUGGGUCUGAUUGUCAUUUUGUUGUGGAAGUUUGGUUUCUUCAAGAGGGCCAACACCAGAGAACUUUAUGAGGCCAAGGCCCAGAAAGCUGAGAUGAAAACACAGCCAUCUGAAAAUGACCGCCUUACUGAGGACGAAUGAGGUUCAGUGGUCUUUUGUGGGCCUCUGACUCAAAUUGCAAGUUUAGUGGCUUUUUUCAGCGGGCUGCUUACUUCAGAACUAUGCCAAAAUACCAAGGAGUGAAGAUUUGUAAGAAGGAACCAUACCAGGUUAAUCAGGGCUUUCUGAUUGUGGACACCAACAAGAAACACUGGAUCACAAACUGGACAGAAAUGAAACAGUACUACUGAUGAAAGCACUCUGACACUGCCUCUCCUAUACAGUGGACUUCAAUAGUCAGACGACUUCUGAGAACUUUGUAUUAUUAUUAUUAUUAUUAUUAUUAUUAUUUUAUUAAAAAAUAUGCAUUACAAACAGUCAGGAACUAAUUAUCCAGAAGUGUCUUCUUAAUGUGAGUGUGCAUACUGUUUUUUAUGUUCAUUUUGUUACUGUUUUUCAUGUUACAUUUAUGUUUUAUAUAUAUCUUAAUUGUCUUUCUUUUGCAUUUAUCUGUGUGAGGAUUUUUACAUUUAUGUUGCCUAAAUGAAAAUACAGUAUUUCCUCUUGAAACUUUCAGAUGCUUGCUAACAUCUGAUUGCUAAAAUGAUUUGGCCAGUCGUGACUCACUCUUUCAGUUCUCUUUUUUGGUUCUUGAUUUAUAUAUUUAUAUGGCUUUUAUCAGACAUAUUUUGAUCUUGAAUCGGGUCAAGUGCAUGUGAAACAUUGAUGGAUUCUUUUAAGAAGCAAACUACCAGAAAUUAGUGCUGCAUUCUUGAAUGUGAAUCAUGUCUUUUAAUGCAGAAUUGUAAACAAACACACACUAUUUUUAGCCUAUGCCAUUGGGACAGUACCUACUCUCAAAUUCAGCCUGUUUUAGCUCCAUUCUGGUUUCGGAUGUCGCUUUUUUGUGGAGUGUGUGCGAUGAUGUGUACAUGCUCUGACUGACUGAAAGUUUUGAGUGAAUGGCAUACCCAAUGUUUCAGAUAUCUCAUGUAGGUCAUGUGGCUAGUAUGUGUCAUGGAAAUGUGCUGAUUACAUUUGUAUAAAUAGUUAAAUUGUUGUAACCUUUCAUGACUUUGUGGAUAUGAUGUUUUGAGGUAGUGAUUUAUUUUUGUAUUUAAAAAAUGUCAUAAAGUAGGUUAAGUGACUGAUGUUUAGAUAUCUAUUUGAAAUGUUGGUGUGUCUUUUAAAGUAAUUGCUGUGCUCUCAUGUGUCAACAGACCUGGAGAUCUGAGUGUCCAGACGUUGUUUAUCACAGCUCACUCAUUAAGUAGCUCUUAAAUCUACCACAUGCUGAAUCUUUUAGUAUUUUUAAAUCUUCUCUUUUCUGAGAUUAUUAUUGUAUUCUUUUUAAACAGUUCUGAAUGCAUAUUUUCUUUUUUGUAUUUCAAUGUAAGUGUUUUUAUCUUGUAUAGCGCUUUGAGAUGCAACUUUUAAAG
Molecule: messenger RNA, 4752 nt
Organism: Xyrauchen texanus (razorback sucker)
Lineage: Eukaryota; Metazoa; Chordata; Actinopteri; Cypriniformes; Catostomidae
Product: integrin alpha-3-like
Exons: 26
Coding region: 50-3355 (1101 amino acids)
Biological process (GO): cell-matrix adhesion; integrin-mediated signaling pathway; cell-cell adhesion
Cellular component (GO): integrin complex; external side of plasma membrane
Molecular function (GO): integrin binding
Source: RefSeq, a predicted model, not a curated record